AUGGGACGGAAGAAGCUCUCCAUGAGGCUGAUCGAAAACCCCACCUCCCGACAACUCACUUAUACUAAGCGCAAGGAGGGCAUCAUCAAGAAAGCCGGCGAGCUUGCAGUGCUGUGUGACACCGACGUCGCCCUCAUCAUGUUUGCACCGUCUGGCCACCUUGCUAGCUUCGCUAGCAAUGGAAGAACUGAGGAUAUACUACUUCGAUUUGUUGACAGGCCAGAUGAGCUUAGAGGAGGGCCUAUCAAUCACCAAGAGGAACUUGAAGUGAAACUGGACAAACUCACUAGGAAACAACGUGAGUCUCAGGAAAAAAUGAGGUAUUAUGCACCUAACAUUGAAAAAAUCAAUUCAGCUCUUGAAGCAGGAGUUUAUCAACAAUUUCUUACAACUGCUAUUCAACGUAUCCAGACAUCAAAGGCCAAACUGCUAGGCAAUCAACUUGGUCACGAAAGGACUGAAAAUGUUGAGUUGCUCUUAUGA
This is a messenger RNA of Salvia hispanica, 483 nucleotides long. Lineage: Eukaryota; Viridiplantae; Streptophyta; Magnoliopsida; Lamiales; Lamiaceae. The record is from RefSeq and is a predicted model, not a curated record.